This is a messenger RNA of Lycium ferocissimum, 803 nucleotides long. RefSeq names its product receptor-like protein 9DC3. Lineage: Eukaryota; Viridiplantae; Streptophyta; Magnoliopsida; Solanales; Solanaceae. Gene Ontology annotation, molecular function: protein binding. The coding region runs from base 258 to 803 and encodes 181 amino acids. The record is from RefSeq and is a predicted model, not a curated record. The transcript has 3 exons.
ACAAGUUCCACGAUCCUUGGUAACUAUACAAACUUGGAAGCUCUUGAUUUGGGGAAUAACAAGAUAAAUGACACGUUCCCCAUCUGGCUGGAGAAACUUCCAAACCUACAAAUUAUGAUUCCGAAAUCAAAUCUCUUUCACGGUCCAAUUGGUGAAUUGGUGUCCGAGUUACCAUUUCCUAAGUUACGAAUCUUUGACCUUUCCUUCAAUGGGUUCGCUGGAACUUUGCCAUCUAAUUUUUUCAAAAAUUUAGAGGUAUGAUAGAUGUGGAUGAAGAAAAAACAGCAAUUACUCAAGGAAGUUAUAGCCAAGCAAGUUAUAACGAACACAAGUUUUACCUUGACCAUGUUAGCUUGGUGAUAAAAGAAAUUGCAAAGUUGCAUGAGCUCGAAGCAUUAGACCUCUCAUGGAACAGACUCAUUGGAGAAAUCCCUGGUCAAUUGUCGAGUCUAACAUUUCUUGAGGUCUUAAACAUUUCACGCAAUCAUCUUGUUGGGCGCAUUUCGCUUGGGAAACAGUUCAAUUCAUUUCCAAUUGAUUCGUAUUGUGGAAAUCCUGAUUUAUGUGGAUUUCCACUAUCAAAGGAAUGUGGAACAAAUAAUGUGUCAGAUGAGUCACCACUUGAACAAGAUGAUGAUGAUGAUGAUGAUGAUGAUGAUUCAAGUUUUGCUAGCGGGUUCACAUGGCAAGCUGUCGCUGUUACACCCGCACUUUCAGAGCAUGAGCAUGUCACGUACAUCACCGUAAAAAUUCAGCCAAGCAAGAGAGCAUAUUUACCUCACAAAAGUGAGGAUUUUGAGUAA